Myxocyprinus asiaticus (Chinese sucker) is the source of this 4732-nucleotide messenger RNA. RefSeq names its product probable ATP-dependent RNA helicase DHX34. Lineage: Eukaryota; Metazoa; Chordata; Actinopteri; Cypriniformes; Catostomidae. The record is from RefSeq and is a predicted model, not a curated record. The transcript is spliced from 18 exons. The coding region runs from base 1517 to 4459 and encodes 980 amino acids. Gene Ontology annotation, cellular component: intracellular anatomical structure. Gene Ontology annotation, biological process: nuclear-transcribed mRNA catabolic process, nonsense-mediated decay. Gene Ontology annotation, molecular function: RNA binding; ATP binding.
AAGAUUCAAUUUUCCAAAAACACAGUCUUUAUUCAAUUUGAGAAAACAUUAUGAUUAAAAGGGGUAAAAUGUCAUAUCUUAAAGGGGUCACGACAUGACAUUUUUAUUAUUUGAAUAUGUUCCUUGAGGUUCACUUAGAAUAUUAGUAAAGUGAUUUGCACAAAAAACAGUAAUAUAUAUGUAAGAAAAAACAAAACAAAAAAACAACUAAAUAACAACAACAUUUUCCACCCUCAUUCUGACCCUCUGUCAGAAACACUCAGUUUUGGUGCUGCUUCUCCUUUAAGACUUGACAGGAAACGCCCAGUGUUCUGAUUGGCUCUCUGCUCUUGCCUGACCUCUCUCCACUUGCCAUGAUAAGGUAAAGUAGGUGUUGAUGUGUUGUUGUGGAGGUGGUCAGAUGCUUGUCUAUCACAGUGUGACAUCACAAUGUGGAGGAAAUAGAGAACGAGCUCUUUUAGCAGUGAGGAGGAAGUUUUGAGUUCUCAAACUUACAGUGUGUUUUUAUAGUACAAUGACCUCUUAUAUGUUAAAAUUUGAUUCCUUAUGUCAUGACCCCUUUAAAUAUGAAAAAAGUUAAACUGUCCCACACCUAAAACAAAAACUGAAUCCUGCUCUAAAGGAAUAUUCCGGGUUAAAUAAAAGUGAAGCUCAAACGAAAGCAUUUGUGGCAUAAUGUUGAUGACCACAAAAAAUUAUUUUGACUUGCCCCUCCUUUUCUUUAAAAACAAAAACAAAAUCUGAGUUCCAGUGAGGCACUUAUAAUGGAAGUGAAUGGGGUAAAUCCGUAAACAUUCAAAUACUCACUGUUUCAAAAGUAUAGUCACAAGACGUAAACUAUACAUGUGUAAACAUGAUUUUAGUGUGAUAAAAUCACUUACUAACCUUUUCUGUGUAAAGUUAUAGUCAAUUUUACAACUUCAUUGCCAUGAUGAUGUAAUGUCAACAAACCCUAAAACCCUAAUACAACUGUAAAAAUGAUGAUUUAGACAACUUUACAGCUCAAAUAAUACAUGAGUUUUAACAAAAGAUUUAGUGUACGUGCUUUUAUAAAAUUAUAAGCUUCAUAUUUUGGUCUAAUCUUUUUUUUUUUUUUUGGUAAUCAAAAUUAUGCCACAAAUGCUGUUGAUUGAGCUUAAUUUAUAUUGAAACCAAAAUAUUCCUUUAAAAAAUACAAUAAAUAAAUAAAAUGUUUUCCUUGGGAAUAAAUGUUUCAGCAUAAAUUUUAGGGGGAUUUUAAUGCUCAACAGGAUAAAAGACUGAUGACACAGACAUUUGAGGGUACAGAAUCAACAUCUCAGUGUGCUCCAAAGAUGUGGAGGAGCGCCUCGGAGGAUCUGAUCACAGGAGGCGCAGAGAGACCUCAGGUCCUGGCAGGCAGGAGGUCACAGACUGCCGCAUCGCUCUCCUCCAUUUCCUAGAUUUCAACCAAAAGCAAAGUUUCAAUAAGCUUGCUAAGCUGAAAAGGGAGCAGAAGUGUCUGCCCAUCUUCCAGUACCGUGACAGAAUUGUGGAGAUGGUGAGGACUCACCCUGUGGUGGUGGUGGCUGGAGACACGGGAUGUGGAAAGUCCACGCAGGUGCCCCAGUACCUGCUGGCAUCAGGGUUCAACCAUAUAGCCUGCACUCAACCACGCCGUAUUGCCUGCAUCUCGCUGGCCAAGAGAGUGAGCUUUGAGAGCCUCAACCAGUAUGGCUCCAAGGUUGGGUACCAGAUCCGCUUUGAGAGCAGCCGCACCACGGCUACCAAACUCCUGUUCCUGACCGAGGGUCUUCUGCUCAGGCAGAUCCAGCAGGAUGCUACUUUGGGACAAUACCAGGUGCUGAUCGUGGAUGAGGUGCAUGAGAGACACCUGCAUUGUGACUUCCUGCUGGGAGUGUUGCGUUCCCUUCUGGCCCUGCGCCCAGACCUGCGGCUGGUUCUUAUGUCGGCCACCAUCAACAUCAAGCUCUUCUCCAGUUACUUCAACAGCGCACCUGUUCUGCAGGUCCCUGGCAGACUCUUUCCUAUACAGGUAAUCUACCAGCCCAUUCCUCAAGAAGAGCAGGUGUCCCGCUCUGAGAAGCUAGACCCACGGCCGUAUUUGCGUGUGCUGCAGGGUAUUGACCAGCGGUAUCCACCAGAGGAGAGGGGUGACCUGCUGCUCUUCCUCAGUGGAGUGGCCGAGAUCUCCACCAUCCAGGAGGCCUGCCAGACUUACGGCACACACACAAAACGCUGGAUCGUCCUUCCUUUGCACAGCACGCUCUCGCUAGCCCAGCAGGAUAAGGUGUUUGACAUUGCUCCCCCGGGUGUAAGAAAAUGCAUAAUUUCCACCAACAUUGCUGAGACCUCAGUCACUAUCGAUGGAGUGCGCUUUGUGGUCGAUUCAGGUAAAGUGAAAGAGAUGAGUUUUGACCCAAAGUCAAAGAUGCAGAGACUGCAGGAGUUCUGGAUCAGCAGAGCCAGUUCAGAACAGAGAAAAGGACGUGCGGGAAGAACCGGUCCGGGAGUCUGUUACCGACUCUACUCUGAAUCAGAUUAUGAUGCCUUUGCCCCCUAUCCUGUUCCUGAGAUCCACAGGGUGGCGCUGGACUCCCUCGUGCUGCAGAUGAAGAGUAUGGAUCUUGGAGACCCUUGCACUUUCACCUUUAUAGACCCUCCUCCCGCCUCCAGUAUUCAGACUGCAGUGACAUAUCUGCGAGACCAGGGGGCGCUAGAUGAGCACGGAGAACUCACUCCCAUUGGCAGAUUGCUGGCGCAGUUGCCUGUGGAUGUGGUCAUUGGAAAAAUGUUGGUUUUGGGUUCAGUCUUUAACCUGGUGGAGCCAGUGUUAACUGUUGCCGCUGCGUUGAGUGUUCAGUCUCCGUUCCUGCGCAGUGCUCAGCACAACCCUGACUGUUCAACUGCUCGCCAACCCCUGAACAACAACCAAGGAGACCCCUUUACACUGCUCAACACCUUUAAUGCCUGGGUGCAGGUGAAAGGAGACAGAGGAAGUGGCUCCAGGAAGUGGUGCAGAAGGAGAGGGCUGGAGGAACAGAGGCUAUACGAGAUGGUCAACCUUAGACGACAGUUUAAAGAACUGCUGCGGAGUCAUGGUCUGCUGGAGGCUGAUCCGGGCGGUAGGGCGAAACCGCAGGAUCGAGCCAGGCGCAGAGAGAGACUGACAGAGAGGCAGAAGCUGCACCAGCUUAAACGUGAUCAUGAGCUCCAGGAGAACACCAAGAGGAAAGUUCUACGUCUGGAGGAGGGGCUGGAGGAAGAUGGCUCAUCUGGGUCUGAUGGGGAGGGAGCAGGUUCGAGCAAAAAGGACAAAGACAAAGCUGGACAGACUGUCGACAUACAGGAGGUGAAGUUCAAGUUGCGUCACAAUGUAAAUGAGCUGCAGGAAGCUGCAUAUGCCAGUGCAGAGCUGUCAUCACGGAAGCAGGCUCUGCUCAAACUGGUGCUGUGCCGUGGUCUUUACCCACAGCUGGCCAUACCAGAUGAACAUAACGCAACCCGCAAAGACUCCGAACAGGUGUUCCACACGCGAAAUAAGCUAGGUGUUGUGAUCCACCCUACCAGCGUGUUUGCCAGUGACCCGGAAGCUCUGCAUGUCCCUGAGCAUGAGUCCAGCGAGUUUGGUGCUGAUAAAGGGCAGAGCAAUAGGCACCAGUUGCUAGCCUUUGUUACUCUACUAGAAACAAACAAACCUUAUGUUUCAAACUGUGUUCGGAUUCCAGCACUGCAGGCCCUGCUUCUGGUGGCCAACUCUGUGGACACUAAUGCAGACUGCACGCGUGUGGUGGUGGAUGGCUGGUUGGAGCUGGGGUUGACUGACGGAGAGAUGGCCCUAAAGGUUCUCUCCUCUGCUCUCACUCUGCGGGGGGAAUGGGAGAGGCUACUUCAGUCCCAGCUGAGCCAGGGUGGUCCAGGUUCCACAGCUGGGGUUGGGCUGGGGGGACCCAAAACAUCCCGCAGGGAGAUGGAGAAGCUCUGUGAGGGACUUGUGCGAUUUCUGCUGUAUACUGAGGUUACUUACAGUCUGAGCCGUUUAUCAGCACUGCAGUCUCAGAACCUGUACAUCGGACCCCAGCAGGACUCAGAUCUCUCCUCUGCUUCAGCACUUGGUUCUCUGUUCCCGGGCAUGAAGGCAGAGCCAGAUCCCAUUAAAGGAGGCCUGCGCUUAUGUCGCUACUUCACCUACAACUGUCUGUGUGACUCUAAGGACCUGUACAGUGAAUGUCUGCGAACUUUUUGGAGCUGCCCUCACUGUGACCUGUACAUGCCCCUGACGCCCUUGGAGCGCAUGCAGCAUCAGGCCACCUGCAGACCACUGGAGGAACAGCAGCCUGAGGAAGAGUCUGACAGCGUAAAGACUUCUUCAUCGUCUUCAUCUGGUCUGACCAGGGUCUACCACUGUGACAUCUGUAAUAAAGACCUGACUCUCACCUCAACAGAGAUCCUAAAACACAAACGUCAGCACCUGUCGUGAGCUCACACACGGGGGAAACCGGAGCACCCAGAGGAAUCCCACAUGAACACAGGGAGAACAUGCAAACUCCACACAGAAAGGCCCCUGGGUAAGCCGGAACUCAAACCGGGGACCUUCUUGCUGUGAGGCGACAGUGCUACCCACUGAGCACUGUCACCGAGACCAUUAAGAUUUUGCACUGUGAAAGUAUUUUUAUCACAAAUAAUUUGAAAAAUGAAAAUGUCAUUCUCUUUUUUGUAAUGGAAUAAAAUAAUGAUUUAUAAUGUAAGCAUA